This is a messenger RNA of Chionomys nivalis (European snow vole), 1096 nucleotides long. It is a transcript of the gene Wnt16, whose product is annotated as Wnt family member 16. The transcript is spliced from 4 exons. Gene Ontology annotation, biological process: multicellular organism development; neuron differentiation; canonical Wnt signaling pathway. Gene Ontology annotation, cellular component: extracellular region. Lineage: Eukaryota; Metazoa; Chordata; Mammalia; Rodentia; Cricetidae. Gene Ontology annotation, molecular function: cytokine activity; frizzled binding. Bases 1 to 1095 code for a protein of 364 amino acids. The record is from RefSeq and is a predicted model, not a curated record.
AUGGACAGAGCGGCGCUCCUGGCCCUGCCCAGCUUGUGUGCGCUGUGGGCAGCUGUACUCUCGCUGUUCCCCUGUGGAACCCAGGGCAACUGGAUGUGGCUGGGCAUUGCCUCCUUCGGGGUACCAGAGAAGCUGGGCUGCGCUGGCUUGCCUCUGAACAGCCGCCAGAAGGAGCUGUGCAAGAGGAAACCAUACCUGCUGCCUAGCAUCCGAGAGGGCGCCCGGCUGGGCAUUCAGGAGUGCAGAAGCCAGUUCCGACACGAGCGGUGGAACUGUAUGGUCGCCACCGCCACCUCCGCCCCGCUAGCCACCAGCCCCCUCUUUGGCUACGAGCUGAGUAGCGGUACCAAGGAGACAGCGUUUAUUUACGCCGUUAUGGCUGCAGGCCUGGUGCACUCGGUAACCAGGUCAUGCAGUGCUGGAAACAUGACAGAAUGUUCCUGUGACAGCACUUUGCAAAAUGGUGGCUCUCCAAGUGAAGGCUGGCAUUGGGGGGGAUGCUCUGAUGACGUCCAAUACGGCAUGUGGUUCAGCAGAAAGUUUCUAGAUUUCCCCAUCAGAAACACCACAGGACAAGAAAGCAAAGUGCUCCUAGCCAUGAAUCUACACAACAAUGAAGCAGGAAGGCAGGCUGUCGCCAAGUUAAUGUCUGUGGACUGCCGCUGUCAUGGAGUUUCCGGCUCCUGCGCUGUGAAAACCUGCUGGAAAACUAUGUCCUCUUUUGAAAAGAUUGGGCAUUUUUUAAAGGAUAAAUAUGAAAACAGCAUCCAAAUUUCAGACAAAGCCAAGAGGAAAAUGCGCAGGAGAGAAAAAGGUCAGGCACAGACACCCAUCCAUAAAGACGACCUUCUGUACGUUCAUAAGUCUCCCAACUACUGUGUGGAGAACAAGAAACUGGGAAUUCCUGGGACACAGGGCAGAGAGUGCAACCGUACAUCGGGAGGUGCCGAUGGCUGCAACCUCCUCUGCUGUGGCCGGGGCUACAACACCCACGUGGUCAGGCACGUGGAGAGGUGUGAAUGUAAGUUUAUCUGGUGCUGCUACGUCCGCUGCCGGAGGUGCGAAAGCAUGACCGAUGUCCACACUUGUAAGUAAU